CUCUGUUGACAGCCAAGACCCGGAAGUAUCGCCAGCAGCCACCUGGUUCUCAGCUCUUUGGCCCUAUCUCAGGUCAGCAGUAAUCAUUUUGUGUCAAAAAAAAUGUCAAGAACUAAUCGGAUUGUAAUUGGUACGGAGGUACAUCAACGUGAUGCCUUAAACGGAACGCGAGAACGAAGCGGAUGUGGAUGCCAGCAUGAGGCUGCUGUAAGACCCGCUCACAGCGAGCAGAAUGACCUCAGGGGAAGAGAAAGACCACACAGUCACUCUGUAGCAGAGCCACAGGCAGAGGCUCCUUUGGUGGAUGACUGCGAGAGGCUAGGCACUCUUUUCGGGGAGCUCAAUAAGUGUUUGAGGGGCAUUGGUUUCACCCAGCUUUACUUCGGAGAGAAGAUCGUGGAGCCUGUGGUUGUGCUGGUGUUUUGGAUGCUGCUCUGGUUCCUGGGUAUCCAAGCCCUCGGUCUUGUGGGAACUCUAUGCAUUGUUAUCAUUUAUAUCCAGAAAUAACAGAUGUGAAGACGGACAGACACAUGAAGGUUCAUUUGCCACCCGCAGCCAGUGCCAGUGAAAGAGAGGAGAGACUCCUUUCUAUAAAAGAUGAGCUUCAUGAAUGUCAUUUGAAAGUUUUACCUGUUCCGUA
This is a messenger RNA of Carassius carassius (crucian carp), 640 nucleotides long. RefSeq names its product family with sequence similarity 241 member A (gene fam241a). The transcript is spliced from 2 exons. The coding region runs from base 103 to 507 and encodes 134 amino acids. The record is from RefSeq and is a predicted model, not a curated record. Gene Ontology annotation, cellular component: intracellular membrane-bounded organelle. Lineage: Eukaryota; Metazoa; Chordata; Actinopteri; Cypriniformes; Cyprinidae.